Corticium candelabrum is the source of this 3171-nucleotide messenger RNA. Its product is annotated as histone-lysine N-methyltransferase EHMT2-like. Gene Ontology annotation, biological process: peptidyl-lysine dimethylation; negative regulation of transcription by RNA polymerase II. The coding region runs from base 251 to 2950 and encodes 899 amino acids. Gene Ontology annotation, molecular function: zinc ion binding; histone H3K9 methyltransferase activity; p53 binding. Lineage: Eukaryota; Metazoa; Porifera; Homoscleromorpha; Homosclerophorida; Plakinidae. Gene Ontology annotation, cellular component: nucleus; chromatin. The record is from RefSeq and is a predicted model, not a curated record. The transcript has 26 exons.
UCGUUAUUGACAGAUCAACUCGCGCCGGGAUCGGACAUCGACGGUGAGCUGCUUGUCGUUGCUUCAAUUUUGACGAAGACAGGUUAUGGUGACGGGUAAAAAGAGUUGAACAGUCGGGACUUUUGAAAUUUGUCGGGGCCUUAUUUGAGGACGCGCUGAUGAGAUAACGUCGCAUCCGGGAACUCAGUGAAGAGCUAUUAAGACGUAGACCUUGUAAAUACAGCAACAUUGCACUACUGUAGGAAAGUAGAUGGAAGACCAGGCUAACAGUUCUCAUGCUUGUCUAACUGCACCAACUCAGUCAUCUAGCUACAGUCAAAUCAUGACAAACAUUGGAUCAUCAUUUUCCACUGUUUUUUAUGAACAGGUUCAACCUCUACAACCUUUUCAACCGAUGUCUUUAUUAUCAUUUACUGGCGAUUCAAAUUGGUCGCUGAAUGGUGUUUGUAGCAGGAAACGACAAAGUCUAGAUUUUCCAGGCCAAAAACCUUUGUUGAAGAAUAGCAAAAUUAUUGGCACCAAAGACAAUCCAAUUUGCUUGGAUGAUGCGAGUAGUGGCAGCGACGGACUGUCACCUGUUGCAAUGAAUGAGGCUUUUGAAAAAGAAAGACGGGUCACUAGUAUCAAAGAAGAAGUAGUGAUAUUGCAAGAAGUGGAUCAACAUGAUGAUGAGACACUUGCUGAAGGUACUGCCGUAACAGAAUGCAGUUCUACUGUUUCUGACACCAUGUUUGAAGCACAAAAAAAGAAGUUUGAUCGAAGUUACGUUUGGACAUAUCAGAGUCCAGUAGAAGGUCCUGCACUCUCGUCAUUACUGCAUACUGUUUCAGAGUUACCAUGUCAUACCACCAGCACUAGAACAGACAAUGAUUUUUUUUCUAAAUCUAUCAGUCAAGCUGAACACGGUAAUGCUAGGGACGUGUUCAGUGAAGGUCAGCUGUCUUUUUCUGAGAUGAGUGGUGCAGUGUCUGAAUCAAAGAGAAUGGUACAUGGCUUUAGUAUGGACAAAACCAGUGAAGAACAGAAUAGUGUUGAAAUACAUGAUGAAUCAUUGUCUUCACUGUUAUACUUGAAUAAUAACUGGCAGAGCAGAGGAAGUGAUUCUUCGAGUGUGGCGAGUGCCAGUGACAUCGGUGGAAGCUACAGCAGUGGAUGUGGGGGUAGCACGGCAUCUUCUAGUCUUUGGGCAUGUUCUCGCUCUACUGACACUCGUCAUUUAGCUGCACGUAUAUCUCUUGGUGGCUCACUUGAUACUGCCACCAGACAACUGAUGGAAGCCAAGGAGGCUGUGAAAAAACUAUCUGGUGACAGGACAAUGAGCAAGCUUCGAAUCACUGCCAGAAGUUUGUAUCAAGUAGCAUAUCAUGGCAAUUUGGAGAAAGUUGUUCUGCUGUUGUCUAAAGGAAGUGAUCCAAACGCCAGAAACUCUAAAGCCCAUGGUCAGACUCCAAUGCACGCAGCUGCCGACAAGGGUUGUGUUGCUACACUUAUGGCUCUUAGAGAAGCGGGAGGAGAGGUGAAUAUAAGAGAUGCCAAUAUGAAGUCUCCUGUUUUCAAGAGCGUAGAGCGAGGCCACUUACUUGCUGUUGAGUAUCUUAUCCAUGUUGGCGCUGAACUUGAUAUCAAGGAAGAGACUGGCAUGACUCCAUUGCACACGGCUGUUAAAAGAGGCUACGCCGAUAUUGUGGCUCGUUUACUACAGACGGGACAAGUGGAUAUAGACGCACAAGACGAGGGUGGCUGGACGGCUAUUGUAUGGGCUGCCGAUUUGAAAAGUCUUCGACCUUUUACGUGUCUCUUGCAGCACGGAGCCGACCUUCACAUUCAAGACGAGGAAGGAAACGUUUGUCUGCACUGGGCGGCUUACUCUGGUUGUAUCGAAGUAUUGGAAUUGAUUUUACAAAAAUCCUCUUUUGUCAAUGCACUGAAUAAUCACGGAGACACACCAUUGCACGUUUCCGUUCGUCGUGGAUAUUUGGAGUGCGCUAGGAAUCUGCUUGUGAAGGGUUCUGAUCUUUCGUUAAGGAAUAAUGACGGGUACAGUCCUAUGGAUCUGGCAGAGAGUCGAACAACUCUAAGUAAGCUACUGAAAACUUUUUACGAUCUACGCAAAUUGAAGUCGUCGCGGAAGGCGGCUACCCCCCGUCUAUUGUCAAGCGAUCUCUCUAAAGGUCGUGAAUCUGUGUAUAUUUCUUGCUUUAACGAUGUGGAUGACGAACCUGCUCCUCAGUUUGUGUACGUCACUGAACCACAAGAAGGCCCUCUGGUGCGUGUAGAACGGCGACUUCGAAACCUGCAGGGCUGCUCUUGUGAAGGCUCGUGUGCGAACAACCGCAAUUGCGAUUGUGCUAGACUGAAUGAAAGAAAACGGAUUUGGUAUGACGAGGAGGGUUUGAUGUCGUCAGAAAUAGAGAAGCUGUUCAAGCCGUUGAUCUUCGAGUGCAACGUAGCGUGUAGUUGCAACGCCAAAUGUCGCAAUCGCGUUGUGCAACGUGGAAUGAAGUAUCCCUUGGAAGUAUAUAGAACAAAGAGAAAAGGAUGGGGUGUCAAGAGUUUAGCACUGAUUCCCAAAGGAGCGUUUGUGUGCGAAUAUACGGGUCUGCUGUUGACGGACAGGGAAGCCGAUAGCAUACACGACGAUACGUAUCUCUUUGACUUGGAUGUUGAAGAAAACGUGGUCGGUUGCAUGUGCAUAGAUGCUCGUGAUUACGGUAACGUCAGCCGCUUUAUCAAUCACAGUUGCGAACCAAACAUCUUUCCCCUUCGCGUUUACACAAGUCAUCAGGAUCGUCGGUUUCCUCGUAUGGCAUUUUUCAGUCUGUGUGAGAUAAAACCUGGUCAGGAGAUAUGUUUUGACUACGGUCCCCGUUUCUGGAAAAUAAAGACUAAAGAAUUCCCGUGUUUGUGCGAAGCUGCGAGUUGUCGUUUCAAGAGAAAGCAACUUGUCUAGUAGUGCACGACGUCACGGAGCAGUCGGAGUGAUCGCUCACCGUUGGUUAGACCUGCCGUGUACAGAAGUAAUCAGCGUUGUUCUACGUAGACAAACAGCGUAAUUGCAACGCCAUUUUUAAGUGUGCCAAUCAUAUUUAUUCGUAAUAAAUGCUUGGCUUAUUGCACAUGCACUACACUGAGAUUGACCAUCUCUAGUGGUUUUGAUGUGAUUCAUUCUAA